ACAAAUUGAUAACAAUCGAUAGUCGGUACAUUUAUGUGGCGAGUAAAUGGUACAGAUGGUGUGUUCAGGUUCAGGUGUGCUGCUGUCUGUGACUAUAUGUAUAAGUAGUUGACGAAUAAGAAAAAAUUAAAGUUAUGUAGGCGAAAUUGGAUUUCCUUUUUAUGCAUUUAUUAAAUUUAUUGCUGUCAUAAGUGGAAGACGAUCGAUUGUUUUUCAUAUAUUUUUGUUGUGAAUAGUUUUUGUAUAACACAGGUAAUAAUGAGAGGAUACAAGUGUCGUUGUUAAAAUGACAUCGAAGGAUACAAAUUCUGCUGAAAUUAUAAAUGCUGAAAGUAAUAAACAUUACUGUGUAAUUCAUAAAAAAGAUGUUAACGAUACAAAGUAUUCAGAAGCACAAAAACAGAGUGAAAAGUUAAUUUUUAACGAGUUGCAAAUAGAUGUAGACCAGAUGUGUAAUUUAAAAAGUGAAUGUCAUAAUAAGACAUCUGCAAUGGAAAAACAGGAAGAACAAUCUACAGAAGUUGUUGGCUAUCAAUUGAAAUUUGAUAAUCAUGAUCAGGCCAAUAAAAAUAGUGAAAACGAUAUACAGAAUCAAAAUGAAUAUGACGAAACUAUAGAUGAAAGGCUACCAGAAACUGUAACAUUGCUUACUACGCCGAAUGGAGGAAAAUUAUAUUUAGUAGGGACAGCACAUUUUAGUGUUCAAAGUCAAAACGACGUGGCAAUGAUAAUUCGGGCUGUACAGCCUCAUAUAGUGGCAGUUGAAUUAUGUAAAGCCAGAAUCGAUUUUUUAAAUAUUGCCGAGGAGGUUUUAUAUCGUAAUGCCACGGAUUUAAGUUUAAAAAGUUUAACUGACAUGUUGAAGGAAUAUGGACUUUAUGGUUUUCUACAUUUCAUAUUACACCGAAUGGUAACCCAUGUUGUAAAAGAACUUGGAAUGCCACCCGGUGGUGAAUUUCGUACCGCAUUUGAAGAGGCAAAAAAGGUACCAAAUUGUAUUAUUCAGUUGGCUGAUAGGUCAAUUAGUAUAACAGUUCAGCGUGCUGUAAGAGCAUUAUCUUGGUGGGAAAUUAUAAAACUUUUGUGGCUAGUAAGGCAUUUAGAUACGCAUAUCAACGAGCAAGACGUAGAACGUUAUAAACGAAAGCAUGUAAUAGAAGAGAUGAUUACUACUAUGAAAGAGGAAUAUCCAGCAAUAGAACGGACGUUCGUUAAAGAGAGAGACGUGUAUCUAACAUAUCAUUUACAAGCAGCUACUAUGGUCAAACAUUCCCCGGGAUUAAAACCACCAAGGAUCGUAGGAGUCGUUGGAAUAGGGCACGUUAAUGGAAUAGUAGAGAAUUGGGGAAAAGUGCGAUCUUCCGACAUAUGGCCUAUCAUGCGAGUGCCUCCUCAAUCGUUAUCAAGCAGAAUAUUGAAAUUUACUUUUAAAGCUUCCUUACUUGGCGUCGCAGUUUACGUGGGGUAUAAAAUUAUCCCGUUACCGUACGGUAGUGCGCUACAAUCUAUCAGAUCGUCGAUUGAGGGAUUGUUUCAGGUCAGUGACAGAACGUAGAAUAGCUGUAAUUUUAUUUCUAGAACUUUUUACUAAUAAUAACGAAAGUUUUUUCGAGAAAAAAAAGGAGAAAACAAUAAAAUUUGUUCCUUUAUUGUUGAUUGCUUUCCUUGAAAGAUUCUGUCGAAUUUCUUUUUGAAUUUUUCGUCGAUA
Megachile rotundata (alfalfa leafcutting bee) is the source of this 1708-nucleotide messenger RNA. RefSeq names its product traB domain-containing protein. NCBI's taxonomy places the organism in Eukaryota, Metazoa, Arthropoda, Insecta, Hymenoptera, Megachilidae. The record is from RefSeq and is a predicted model, not a curated record.